Phoenix dactylifera (date palm) is the source of this 2251-nucleotide messenger RNA. RefSeq names its product cationic amino acid transporter 1-like. Gene Ontology annotation, cellular component: plasma membrane. NCBI's taxonomy places the organism in Eukaryota, Viridiplantae, Streptophyta, Magnoliopsida, Arecales, Arecaceae. Gene Ontology annotation, biological process: amino acid transport; transmembrane transport. Gene Ontology annotation, molecular function: L-lysine transmembrane transporter activity; L-glutamate transmembrane transporter activity. The record is from RefSeq and is a predicted model, not a curated record.
UUGACCACGGACUCGGGGUUUUUGAUACCAGAGUAUCUUCGGAGCAAGUCUCCCCUCCUCCCCUUCUCUCCACUCGCCGUGGAGGAAUAUCCGAUCCUCCUCUCUAUUCCGGCGGUCAGUCCCCGUUAUUCCAGCGCCGGAGAUUCCACAAGGGAAAGCGAGACCCCUCGAAAAUAUUCUGCUUAGAGAGAGAAAAUGGGAGCCGGAAGCGGCAGCGGCGGCGGCGGCGGCGGGGAGGUGAAGAGAAGAGGGUGCUCGUGCACCAAGGAGGACUUCUUUCCGGAGGAGUCGUUCAAGAGCUGGGUUAAUUACCGGCAGGCGCUCCGGGAGACAGGGAUGCGGCUCCGGGACCGGGUGACGGCCCGAUCGCAUGACUUGACGGAGCUGCACGAGGUGCGGGCGAGGAGCGGGCAUGAGAUGAAGAGGAACCUCUCCUGGUGGGAUCUCAUCUGGUUCGGCAUCGGCGCCGUCAUCGGCGCCGGAAUCUUUGUGCUCACCGGCCAGGAGGCCAAUAGAGAUGUCGGCCCUGCCGUCGUCCUCUCCUACGUCGUCUCCGGAAUCUCCGCCAUGCUCUCCGUCUUCUGCUACACCGAGUUUGCUGUUGAGAUCCCGGUCGCAGGUGGUUCCUUUGCCUACCUCCGGGUGGAGCUCGGUGACUUCAUGGCGUUCAUCGCGGCGGGCAACAUCCUCCUCGAGUAUGUAAUUGGUGGUGCUGCUGUGGCCCGUUCUUGGACCUCCUACUUCGCCACCCUGCUUAACCACGACCCCGAAGACUUCCGCAUCCAUGUCUCCGGCCUCGCCGCCGAUUACAACCGCCUCGACCCCAUCGCCGUUGCCAUCAUCACCAUCGUCUGCAUCGUGGCCGUCCUCAGCACCAAGGGCACAUCCCGCUUCAACUACAUCGCCUCCAUCAUCCACGUCGCCGUCAUCAUCUUCAUCAUCGUCGCCGGCCUCACCAAGGCCGAUGCCAAGAACUACACCCCCUUCGCCCCUUACGGUGCCCGCGGCGUCUUUAAAGCCUCCGCCGUGCUCUUCUUCGCAUACGUGGGCUUCGAUGCGGUCUCCACCAUGGCCGAGGAGACCAAGAACCCUUCCAAAGACAUCCCCAUCGGCCUCGUCGGUGCCAUGUCGAUCACGACGCUUGCCUACUGCAGCCUCGCCGUCACUCUCUGCCUCAUGCAGCCAUACAAGCAAAUCGACGUCAAUGCAGCCUUCUCGGUAGCAUUCGAAGCCGUCGGGAUGGACUGGGCCAAGUACAUCGUCGCCUUCGGGGCUCUCAAGGGCAUGACAACCGUCCUCCUCGUCUCAGCCGUCGGCCAGGCCCGGUACCUGACCCACAUCGCCCGCACCCACAUGGUUCCGCCGUGGCUAGCACAAGUGCACAGCAAGACCGGCACUCCGAUCAACGCCACCGUCGUCAUGCUCUGCGCAACCGCCACCGUCGCCUUCUUCACCGACUUGGGCAUCCUGUCCAAUCUCUUAUCGAUCUCCACUCUAUUCAUCUUCAUGCUUGUCGCCGUGGCUCUCCUCGUCCGCCGCUACUACGUGAGCGGCGAGACCUCCGACUUCAACCGGUAUAAGUUUGUCGCUUGCAUCGUGCUCAUACUGGCAUCGUCGAUCGCGACGGCGACCUACUGGGCGCUGAGCAAGAAGGGAUGGAUCGGGUACGUGGUGACGGUGCCGAUAUGGUUCCUGUCGACGUCGGGUCUGUGGCUGGCUGUGCCGCAGGCGAGGGCGCCGAAGCUGUGGGGGGUGCCGAUGGUGCCAUGGCUGCCAUCGGUGUCGAUCGCGAUCAAUAUAUUCUUGCUUGGAUCGAUCGACUCGAAGUCGUUCAUGAGGUUUGGCAUCUGGACGGCGUUCCUGCUGAUAUACUACUUCUUCUUCGGUCUCCAUGCGUCGUAUGACACAGCGAUGGCCACGACGGCCUCGCAGCCGAUGAAAAGGUUGGAGGAAGGGGGAUCUGGGCAGAAGGCAGCAGUGGAAGCCACUAAUGCUAAGUAAAUGGAGUGGUGCAAGGAGAAGAUCAGGAGCAGCUACUAAUAUAAGAUUGUGUUUUCACGUUUUCUUUUCUUGUUGGCCUUUUGAAAAGAAGAAAAAAAAAAAGGGAAAUGAGUUGCAAGAGUGUGAAACUCUAGUUUGAGACGAGAACGUCUUAGUUGGAGGGUGAUGUUAAAAAGCAGCAAGUUUGUAGCUGGAAUUGUGUGAAAGUAUCAAAUGCUAAGCAAUGGUUUUCAAAAAUCAGCUUUGAGAA